Molecule: messenger RNA, 1948 nt
Organism: Amoebophrya sp. A25
Lineage: Eukaryota; Dinophyceae; Syndiniales; Amoebophryaceae
Source: the annotation of a GenBank genome assembly
CGAGAAUCGAGAGGUUGCGCGCAAUGGACGAAAGUCGGCGUUCGUGCCAAGAGAAAGACUUGCACGUGUCGUGUAAAAUAAACAACAGACGGGAGGAUACCGUUAUCGUCAACGCUUCUUGUCCUGUGGGAGCCUCUGCCCAACUAGAGGCGCCUCCCCAGCAGCACCGGCACAAGGCAGGCAACAAGGAGGAUCGAGCAUGCGUCAUUGUACACGACACAGUGCCUGCCCACUGGCGACGGCCUCAGGAGACAAGCAGCGCUGAGAAUGCGAAGAAUGUCGUAGCGGCCACUUCCACCAGUACAGCUCGCGAGGUCAAGCCCUUCUUCCGAGACAAGAUCCUCCAGCAGCAGAGCAAGCACUGGGACAUCUUCUACAAGAACAACCGGACCAACUUUUUCAAAGACCGUCACUACCUCGGCAAAGAGUUUGGCACGUUUGUAAGGGAGGCAGUUGAAGCGAGGAGGAACAGGGAGAACACAAUCAUGAUGCUGGAGGCUCCUAAGAUUAGUAGUUCAUCUAGCGAGAGUGAGAAUACAAUGAUGCUGGAGGCUAAGAUGAACUACAGGGAGAAUGAGAAUACAAUGAUGCUGGAGGAGGCUCCUAAGAUAGCUAGUAGUUCAUCUAGAAGCAUUGCUGCAGAACAAGCACCAUUGCUACUCGAACUUGGCUGUGGUGUCGGAAAUUCCAUUUUGCCCAUGCUCGAGGAUUUUCCGGAGUUACAGUUUGUAGCCUGCGAUCACAGCAAGGUAGCUAUUGACUUGCUGAAUGAAGAAUUGGAACGGAGGGAACGUGCCUCUGAUGAGAGUGGUCCGACGCCACACACGCCAAGGACAGCACGACAAGGGCCCGUAUCAAAUGAGGAUGAGUCUUGUUCGACUUUUGUCCUGAAGGAAUGCAACAUCGCCUCCGAAAUGCCAACUCCGUCUACCAAUGCCACUCUUUCGCCAUCAGUGAGUGUUGAUGAACAAAAAAUCGGACUAUCCGAUGCUACGCAGCGUAAUGAUCACUUGCCGCGAGUAGGCACCGAUCAUACCGAAAAGCAGACUCUUGUACAGCCCGCAAGAUCUUCGCGCGUUACUACCUUAGUGGUCGAUGCGACCGACCCUUUAGCUGCCGAUCAUCUGAAAUCUGACUUAGCUCCGUACUUCGGCAAGUGCGACGCCGUGUUGCUCCUGUUCGUUUUGUCCGCGAUCACGCCAGGAGGCAAGCAACGAGCAGUCGCAGAUCUGGCUGCAAAACUUCUAAGGCCAGAAACCGGCGUUUUGCUCUUUCGGGACUACUGUAAAGACGACUGGGCAGAGCUAAGGUUUCGCGAUCCCGCGCACAAACCAUGCGCUAUGGGAGCGCCGAGUCUCUAUAAGCGCAGUGAUAAUACGUUGGCGUACUUUUUUACGGAGGCUGAGCUUGUGGGAGAUAUUUUUGGGCCAAGAGCAAGACCACAAAGAGAGGAGUCCUAUAAUGAAGAACCGUUACGGAGAGACGAGGAUUUGUAUAGACAAGGAGAAGAUCCGACAGGUCUCGACAUACCAUUUGAAUUGCUUGACUCCUCAAUUGUGUGUAGGGAAAUCACGAAUCGAAAGGAACAAAAAACUAUGCGAAGAAUGUGGUUGCAAGCGGUUUUUAGGAGAACCUGACUUCUGCCAGAUCACGCCUGCUUCGAGACACUACAUCACGAAUAUCACGACUAGAAAAUUUUUUCUUUGUGUAACGAGCACGAGUGUGAGGGAAGAGUUUCUCGUGUCGGAAAGAGCGACGUAAGUACGUGUCUCUUCAACAACUGGGUAUUGGGGUCCACUACUUCUGAAUAUGCAUCUUUGUGUUUGUCCCCCUCUAGUCAAUGAAAUUCAUGAUGGUACAACGACAGCCCUCUACUUUUACCUUGAAUAUUCCAAGUUCAAAGGCGACAAUUUCGUGAUGAGUCAUUCAUUGGGAGCGAAAAACACAG